Messenger RNA from Crotalus tigris (Tiger rattlesnake), 6493 nucleotides. It is a transcript of the gene SLC8A3, whose product is annotated as solute carrier family 8 member A3. Gene Ontology annotation, molecular function: calcium:sodium antiporter activity. Gene Ontology annotation, biological process: sodium ion transmembrane transport; cell communication; calcium ion import across plasma membrane. Gene Ontology annotation, cellular component: sarcolemma; axon; postsynapse. The transcript is spliced from 8 exons. Bases 869 to 3637 code for a protein of 922 amino acids. The record is from RefSeq and is a predicted model, not a curated record. Lineage: Eukaryota; Metazoa; Chordata; Lepidosauria; Squamata; Viperidae.
GCCACCAAGCUCGAGCGCUUCCCUGUCCUUCCCUCUGCGGCCGAAAGGCCGCCCAUUGCCGGACUCCUAUAGCGAGGGGCUUGCCUGUGGCUUCCAGCCUCGCGAUUUGCUUCAAAGUCCUCGUUUGAAUCCGAAGCGCCUUCCCUCCCCCGUCGGCUUCCUCCUCCUCCUCCUCCUCCUCCUCCUCGCGCUCGGCAUCGCGAAGGAUAAAUAUGCAGGGCUUGUAAUUCGCUUGCAGUUCUCGCUCCCGGCUGGCAGGGUGACGCGGAGUUUGGAGAGGCUGGCAGAUUGGCUGUGUUGACUUGGUUCCUUCCCUCGCUGCAGUUGUGCCCAAGGCGAGCUGUGCCCACCUCUCGUCCACAAGCCGAGCGGGCGGGCGCUGAGCUUCCCCGGUUGGUGCUGAGAUGCUGGGAAACCUCUGAAACUGGGGGUGGUGUGAGAGGGGAAGGGAAAAGCCCAGCCGAUCCUUUGGAUUGCAAGUCGUCACUUCCCUCUCUUGCCUUCCUCCCCCACCACCCCACGCUCUGCUUCUUCAUCCUCCUCCUCCUCUUCCUCCGGCUCCUUGCUCGCAGCCCCCUCCCUUCCCAAUUCCUCAGUACACGGCCGAAAGCUAAGCAGUUCCCUACGUUCUCCCGACUCGUAGCGGCCAAAGGCAAGGCAACUUCGACAUGUCAAGGAGAUUCCCCCGCCUCCCCACCCCGCAGAUUCUGGCAACAAUAUACCACGAGAUGCAAUGAGACCGCGCUAAAAACCGGGAAGCUUCUGUAACUGGGGAGUUAAGAAGGAACGCCCCCCCCCGCCCCGAAGAAAGAUUCUUAACCUGAACAGAAGACCAUUACACCUGUGCUGUGGAUGUUAAGCUUUAUGUAUGGCGCGGUUAAAGUUACAACCUGUCACUUCAGCCUUCCUCCGGUUUGGGCUUUUUACUUUUAUCCUGUUUUUAAAUGGUCUACAAGUAGAUGCUGGCACGGGGACAGAUUCACCAAGCAUAGGACAUAACACCACAUGCUCAGGUUCUUCUGAGUGCAAAGAGGGUGUUAUCUUGCCAAUAUGGUAUCCAGAAAACCCAUCUUUGGGGGACAAAAUUGCCAGAGUUAUUGUUUAUUUUGUGGCACUCAUAUAUAUGUUUCUUGGAGUUUCUAUCAUUGCCGACCGUUUCAUGGCCUCUAUAGAGGUCAUUACAUCACAGGAAAAAGAGAUUACGGUUAGGAAACCCAAUGGAGAAGCCAUCACCACCACCAUCCGAAUAUGGAAUGAAACUGUUUCCAAUUUGACCCUCAUGGCUCUUGGUUCCUCUGCCCCUGAGAUCCUUUUGUCAUUGAUAGAGGUAUGUGGUCAUGGAUUCAUUGCUGGUGAGCUGGGCCCUUCUACCAUUGUUGGGAGUGCAGCUUUCAAUAUGUUUAUCAUCAUAGCCAUCUGUGUCUAUGUCAUUCCUGAUGGGGAGACGAGGAAGAUAAAACAUUUGAGAGUUUUCUUUGUCACAGCUGCAUGGAGCAUCUUUGCCUAUAUCUGGUUAUACAUGAUCCUUGCGGUCUUCUCUCCAGGUGUGGUUCAGGUAUGGGAAGGCUUGCUCACUCUGUUUUUCUUCCCUGUUUGUGUCAUCCUGGCUUGGAUUGCGGACAGAAGGCUGUUUCUCUAUAAAUAUAUGCACAAAAAGUACCGUACUGACAAACACAGGGGUAUUAUCAUUGAAACAGAAGGGGAUCAUCCCAAAGGGAUUGAAAUGGAUGGUAAGAUGAUGAACUCCCAUUUUUUAGAUGGAAACCUAGUGCCUAUGGAGGGGAAAGAGGUGGAUGAGUCUCGCAAAGAGAUGAUCCGGAUCCUCAAGGACCUGAAACAAAAGCACCCAGAAAAAGACUUAGAUCAGCUGGUAGAAAUGGCCAACUACUAUGCUUUAUCCCACCAGCAAAAAAGCAGAGCAUUCUAUCGGAUUCAGGCUACCAGGAUGAUGACUGGAGCAGGAAAUAUUCUCAAAAAGCAUGUAGCUGAGCAAGCCAAGAGGAGUACUAGCUUGCAUGAAGUACGGCCAGAGGAGCCAGAAGAAUUCAUCUCCAAAAUUUAUUUUGAUCCUUGUUCCUAUCAAUGUCUUGAGAACUGUGGUGCUGUCCUCCUAACUGUUGUCCGGAAAGGAGGUGAUGUUUCCAAGACCAUAUAUGUGGAUUACAAAACAGAAGAUGGCUCUGCUAAUGCUGGGGCUGACUAUGAAUUUACAGAGGGGACAGUUGUUUUGAAGUCUGGGGAGACCCAGAAAGAGUUCUCUAUAGGGAUCAUUGAUGAUGAUAUCUUUGAAGAGGAUGAACACUUUUUUGUGCGUCUUAGCAACCUACGGGUGAUUGAUGCAGAGGAACCUCCUGAAAUCAACAAACUGCCAUAUCCCAAGGCCAUACUGAUCUCACCUUGUGUGGCUACUGUGACUAUCUUAGAUGACGACCAUGCGGGCAUCUUCACCUUCGAGUGUGAUGUGAUACAUAUCAGUGAGAGCAUUGGGGUGAUAGAAGUGAAAGUUCUUAGAACAUCCGGUGCCCGGGGUACAGUCAUAGUCCCCUUUAGAACAGUUGAAGGAACAGCAAAAGGAGGAGGAGAGGAUUUUGAAGACAGUUAUGGAGAACUGGAAUUCAAGAAUGAUGAAACUGUCAAAACUAUUCACAUCAAGGUAAUUGAUGAUGAGGAGUAUGAAAAAAACAAGACUUUCUUCAUUGAGCUGAUGGGUCCUCGAAUGAUGGAUAUGAGUUUACAGAAAGCACUCCUCUUGACUCAAGAAGUGGCAGAAAGAAAGCUGACCAUGGAAGAAGAGGAAGCCAAACGUAUUGCAGAAAUGGGAAAGCCAAUCCUGGGUGAACAUCCAAAAUUAGAGGUUAUAAUUGAAGAGUCCUACGAGUUCAAGAGUACAGUGGACAAGCUCAUCAAGAAGACAAACUUGGCGUUGGUUGUAGGAACUCAUUCAUGGAGAGACCAGUUCAUAGAAGCCAUUACUGUCAGUGCAGCAGGUGAAGAUGAUGAGGAUGAGUCUGGCGAGGAGCGCCUGCCCUCCUGCUUUGAUUAUGUCAUGCAUUUCCUGACCGUCUUCUGGAAAGUGCUCUUUGCCUGUGUGCCCCCGACAGAGUACUGCAAUGGCUGGGCCUGCUUCAUUGUGUCCAUCUUGAUCAUUGGCAUGCUCACUGCCAUCAUUGGAGAUCUGGCCUCUCACUUUGGCUGCACAAUUGGCCUCAAGGAUUCUGUGACCGCCGUGGUCUUCGUGGCCUUUGGCACUUCGGUCCCAGACACUUUUGCUAGCAAAGCGGCCGCUGUUCAAGACAUUCAUGCAGAUGCUUCCAUUGGCAAUGUCACAGGCAGCAAUGCAGUCAACGUCUUCUUGGGCAUUGGACUGGCCUGGUCAGUAGCUGCCAUCUACUGGGCUUAUCAAGGAGAGGAGUUCCAUGUAUCAGCCGGCACUCUUGCCUUCUCUGUGACACUGUUCACCAUUUUUGCUUUUGUCUGCAUCAGUGUGCUGUUGUACCGAAGACGGCCUCAUUUUGGAGGAGAACUAGGAGGCCCCAAAGGGUGCAGACUUGCCACAACUUUGCUUUUUGUGAGUCUGUGGCUAUUGUACAUUUUAUUUGCUACCCUGGAGGCCUAUUGCUACAUCAAAGGGUUCUAAGUCACGGAGAGAUUUCAAGCCAAAAGGGAGGCCUUCUCCUCCUUUGAUACCUCAUUGAACACCAGAGAGUUGUCUGACCAGGAGUGGCCGCUCCCUAUCAAUUUUCCAGAACUGCCCAGGUUAAAGGAUGACUGGGCUUCAAGAAGGGCAAAAUUAUCAUUAUAAAAAGUAAAGACAGAUAUUAAAAUAAAGCCAACAACAUCAGUCACUCAGUCAAAUCAGAAAUAUCAGCAGUUCUUAAACUUACCCAUUUCUAGAACUCUGCUGUAAGACUCCAUGAUGUUCGUUCCUCCACUUUACGAAAUAUCAUGUAUUCAGAUGACGAUCUUAUAAAGCAUUGGGGUGGGUUGUGUUUUUUUUUAAUUUGGGAAGGGUGAAUCUUACCUGAUCUAUUUUCUUUUUUUUAAUACAAAAAAGGGGGGGCUGGAAAAAAAAUACAGAUUCAACCUUCAUAUCACAUUAGAGCUGGAGUUGAAAAUGCUCUAUAUUUUUUAUUCUAUAUGAACAUUUAAUUAUCAUUUUUCACUUUGUUUUAGAGUUAUAGUGCUAUUGUAUUUUAAGUGCAAACAUAACUCAUAUAGACAUGACACCUACACGUACGGACACACAGAUGAAAACUACAGUUGAAAACUGGAGCAUGUAGCAAGUAAUACACCUCCCUGGGCUACCAAAAAAAGAACAACAAGCUGUAAAGAUAUUACAUGUAAUGUGUAUAUUUUGAAUAUGGCAAAUCUCUUUGUGUAAUUAACAUAAAGCUUUUAGCACUGCAGAAUUAAAUAUAUAUAAAUAUAUAUAGUUAUUUAUACACAGCAAAUAAAUCAAUGCAAACUGCAGUGUGAAAAAUACAAGCAAAAGAAAACCAGCACAAGUUUAUUACUAUUGUCAUCAUUAUCAUCAUCAUCAUCAAUUUGUUCCAUAUGUGGAAAAAAAGAACAUUCUUUUUAAGUAGAGAAUAAUUUAUGUAAAUAUAGUUCUCACACUUUUUGAGUGUUAAAAUAUCAGUCAAAAUCCUUCAAGAAUUAUAUUGUUUUGCUUUGACUUUGCUCUUAAAAACACUAAAGAAAGUUUUUUAAAAAAUUAUGGCAAUUUCUCUAUAAUCGUUGUCAGACCAGAUAAUGGCAUCCCUGUUUAACAAAAGUUGUUUUUAAAAAAAUCCGCAUUUAAAUCUAAUACUAAACCAUAGUUUGAUGUUAACUUGAGCCUUGUUGGCGCAGUGGUUAGAAUGCAGUAUUGCAGGCUAAUUCUGCUGACUGCCAGGAGUUCGAUCUUGACUGGCUCAAGGUUGACUCAGCCUUCCAUCUUUCCGAGGUCGGUAAAAUGAAGAGCCUAUUUUAAGGGGGCAAUAUGCUGACUCUAAACCACCCAAGAGAGUGCCGUAAAGCACUAUAAGCUAUAAGUGCUAAUGCUAUUACUAAAUCUCCUGUUCAUGUAUAAAGAGCACAUCCCUCGCUUUUCUUUCUCCAAUGUGAUUACAAAUAGGAGAUUGGAAAACUUCUAGUAUCAGUUAAUUAAUGUUCAUCAUAAUGGGGCAAAUCAAAAUUUAGUGGAACUAUGACUGUCCAAAUAAGUUAACUCAAAUGUGAUUUGCAGUUAUGGCUCAUUCAGGUGACAAGAAUAGAGAAGGAUGAUAGGCAUAACAUAAUUAUAUUGCAAUAUACAUGGAGUGAAGAUGCCUGAUUGUGAUUGCCCAUUAUCCACGUUAGCCAACAAUGAAAGUAAAUGAUGAAACAUCCCAUUGCUUGGUGUUCCAGUGAGAUAACUUGUGAAGCCCUUUCAAGAUAGAGGACAAUCUUUCAGAUGACUAUAGAGUCACUGCAUUUUCCUGUAAAAAUGAUCAUCAAUUUUGAGGAUUUGCAGAGGGAUCUCCAAUUUUUCCUAAAGAAAACACCGAUGAUAAUUUUCCAGAUAACAUGAUGCAUCUAUUUUACUUGCAAUGCAAGUGACUUCUUGUUUCUUUUAUGUUCCUGCUUCUUGGCCUCCACAAGACUGAAAUGUUAUGAUUGUAAUUGCUACCAUUAAUCAUAUAUACAACUUUCUGGGAAAGAAGCACCUUUUGAUUUUUUCCCCCAAGUGUGUGUAUGUGUGUGUGUGUGUGUGUUUCAAUAACUGCAGAGUUAAAUAUAGGGUUGAUACUAAAUAUGAUAUUUGUCUCACAAACACAUUUCUUAAGCAUAAGCAGCAAGUGGGGAGCUAGAUUUUUUUAUUAUUUAAGAAAAAGAGUUCUUUUUCAUCCAGAAAUAAAGAGUUGUAUAAAGGAACUUUUUUUCUCUCAGAUUUUGAACUCAUUGGCAAGUGAACAAGAAAAGUGAAGUUUCUGUAUUUUGUAUCUUUUUUUAUAAGUUUUUUAAAGAGUAGAAAAGAAGCUUAUGAGCAUUCAAGACUGAUUCUAUAUAGGAGCAAUUACCCAAAGAAUACAUUCCUAAGCAUGGAAAUAGAUGCAAAGUAAUUUCAAAGAGUUAUGACACUGAAUUAAAAAAAGGAGUAUUUCAAUUUUAAAACCAGAGUUUUUAUGCCAACCAUACUCGGUUUUUAUUGCCUUAUUCUAUAUAAAAAAGGAAUCCCUGGAUUUUACAUCACUAAACAUUGCCGACUGUACGGGGUGGCACUCAUCUCCAUUUCAAGGGCCAUUGAGUCAGCACUGUCCAAAGAUAUUUCCGCAGUCAUAUGGCCAGCAUGGUGUCACAGUGGGCUGUUAUCUUCCCAUCAAAGUGUUACCUAUUUUGUCUACUUGCAUUUCCCUGCUUGUGAACGGCUAGGUUGGCAGGAUCCAAUCAAUCAGAAUAGUGCUGGAAGGACUCUGGAGGUCUUCUAUCCAAACCCCUACUCAAACAGGAGACCCUAGACCAGUAUUUCCCA